This is a messenger RNA of Camelina sativa (false flax), 736 nucleotides long. Its product is annotated as B3 domain-containing protein REM8-like. Gene Ontology annotation, molecular function: DNA binding. The record is from RefSeq and is a predicted model, not a curated record. NCBI's taxonomy places the organism in Eukaryota, Viridiplantae, Streptophyta, Magnoliopsida, Brassicales, Brassicaceae.
UGUUUUAGUAGAGUCAAUAUGCUCAACAUGUCGAGGAAUAUAAUUCUGGUGGACAAAGACAAAGUUGAGUGGCUGAUGAAGCUUAAAGUUGAUAGUAGAGGAGCGAUGACUAUUUAUGGUCGUCAUGAUUGGAAAAGUUUUUGUGCCGCAAAUGAAGUAGGCGCAGGGGAGUCAAUGACUUUGGAGUUGAUCAGAGGAGGGACAAGUCCUUUUCUCAAGUUCUGCUCCAAGAUGAAGAAACCAACAUUUGAAGCAGAGGAUGGGAUCCGCAAGAAAGCUCCAGUUCAAAUCCAAAAUGGGGGACAGGAAACAGACAAGGGAGAACCAUCUCGAGAAUCUAACAAAUCCCGUGGUGAUCAAGGAAACUUACAGCAAACGCAAACUUUGUCUGUCAAAGAUCAGGUGGCUAAGGUGAAAGAGAGCGUUGUAGAUACCUUAACUAGUAUCAGACGUUUUCUGACAGAGUUCGAGACAAAGGAACAGGAACUACAAGAUUCUAAAUGGGGAGAAGAGAAGACAAUGGGAACACGCCAAGAUCUUCGAGUAAUAAUCAAGCUUAAAAUGUGAAACUGAAGACUUCUUGAAACCUCUGUUUUAUUCUAUGUAAUUGUUCAAGUUGGAGUUAUUUUAUUUUUCUCUUUUUAUGCAACGGGUUAGUUUAUUCAUAAGGGCGGACUAGUAUUUUUAUUUGAUAAAGUUUAUCAACCGACAAUGUUUAUUUGUUUCUUUUCUUAUC